Molecule: messenger RNA, 4538 nt
Organism: Anguilla anguilla (European eel)
Lineage: Eukaryota; Metazoa; Chordata; Actinopteri; Anguilliformes; Anguillidae
Gene: zfr
Product: zinc finger RNA binding protein
Exons: 20
Coding region: 57-3353 (1098 amino acids)
Cellular component (GO): precatalytic spliceosome
Molecular function (GO): single-stranded RNA binding; double-stranded RNA binding; zinc ion binding
Source: RefSeq, a predicted model, not a curated record
UUAUAUACAUAUAUUGGAAGGGUGAAGAGUCAGAGUUCGUCGGAAAACAGGACCCAAUGAUUCCCAUAUGCCCAGUUGUGUCCUUCACCUAUGUGCCCAGCCGGCUAGGUGAAGAUGCCAAAAUGGCUACCGGCAACUACUUUGGAUUUACCCAUGGUGCUGCUGCGCAGUACAGCCAGCAGCCGACGGCUGGGGUAGCCUACACCCACCCCACCACGGUGGCCAGCUACACCGUGCACCAGGCUCCCGUCGCGGCUCACACAGUGGCGGCUGCGUACGCGCCCACCGCCGCCACCGUGGCCAUGGCCCGCCCCGCACCCGUCGCCUACGGGGGCUACCAGCCCGCCCACGCCGCCGCCGACUAUGGCUACGCGCAGAGGCAGCCGGAAGUCCCGCCCCCGCCCCCGCCCGUCACCUCGCAGAACUACCAGGACUCCUAUUCGUUUGUGCGGUCCACAGCCCCCGCUGUAGCUUAUGACAGUAAACAGUACUACCAGCAGCCCACAGCUACAGCGGCGGUGGCUGCCGCCGCAGCACAGCCACAGCCCACUGUGGCCGAGUCCUACUAUCAGACAGGUACGCUUAGCACAUCCUGGGAGACGACAUGGAAGAAAACUAUCCAAGCCCCUAAAGUGGGAUACAGUCAGGCUGGCACACAGUACACGCAGCCCCAGCAAGCCCGCCAGGUUACCGCCAUUAAACCGGCCGCCCCCAGCCCCGCCACCUCCACCUUCUCCAUCUACCCGGUCUCCUCCACCGUGCAGCCGGCCGCGGCGGCCGCGGCGGCAGCCUCAGUGGUCCCCGCCUACUCCCAGAGCCCCACCUACAGCACCAACGCCGUCACGUACUCCGGGACGUCGUACUCCGGCUACGAGGCGGCCGUGUACUCGGCCGCGUCCUCGUACUACCAGCAGCAGCAGCAACAGCAGCAGAAGCAGGCCGUGGCGGCUGCCGCGGCAACCGCAGCCUGGACCGGCAGCACCUUCACCAAGAAGACCCCCUUCCAGAACAAGCAGCUCAAGCCCAAGCAGCCCCCCAAACCCCCCCAGAUCCACUACUGCGACGUGUGCAAGAUCAGCUGCGCCGGACCCCAGACCUACAAGGAGCACCUGGAGGGCCAGAAGCACAAGAAGAAGGAGGCGGCGCUGAAGGUGUCCCAGAGCAGCAGCGGCGCCGGCGCCGGCGGGGGGGGCGGAGCCUCCGCCCGGGGCACCCAGAACCAGCUGCGCUGCGAGCUGUGCGACGUCUCCUGCACGGGGGCCGACGCCUACGCCGCCCACAUCCGCGGGGCCAAGCACCAGAAGGUGGUGAAACUGCACACCAAACUGGGCAAGCCCAUCCCUUCCACGGAACCCAGCGUGGUCACCCAGACGGCCACGCCCACCACCGCCGCCCCCAGCAAAACGGCCGCCUCGGCCUCCAGCGGCUUAACAGCGGUCGCCAACGGCCCCUCCGGCCCGGCCCCGCCCUUCGGCCCCGCCCCCUCCUCCGCCACGGCCGCCACCUCCUCGACCUCCAACCUGAAGCCCGUCAGCAUCGUCAACAGCGCGGGGGGCGUCCCCGGCAAGGGCCCCGCCCCCGUCAGUGUCCCCGCGGCCGCAGCCAUCAAGAAGGUCAACACCCCCAAGAUCAACUUUGUCGGAGGAAGCAAACUGCAGACCACCAGUGCCAAAGUGGACGACGCGAAGACUGAGACGUCCAAGCCAGCGCAGCCCCCGAUGGCCCCCCAGGCGCAGGAGAUGAAGGCCGACGCCUCGACCGAGCCGCUGUCUGCGCAGUCUGCUCUGGCUGCUCUGCAGAGCGACGUCCAGCCAGUUGGCCACGACUAUGUGGAGGAGGUGCGUAACGAUGAAGGAAAAGUGAUCCGGUUUCACUGCAAGCUUUGUGAAUGCAGCUUCAAUGACCCCAACGCCAAAGAGAUGCAUUUGAAGGGAAGGAGGCAUCGUCUGCAGUACAAGAAAAAGGUGAACCCUGACCUCCAGGUGGAGGUGAAGCCCAGCAUCCGAGCGCGGAAGAUCCAGGAGGAGAAGAUGCGGAAGCAGAUGCAGAAGGAGGAGUACUGGAGGAGGCGCGAGGAGGAGGAGCGCUGGAGGAUGGAGAUGAGGCGGUACGAAGAGGACAUGUACUGGAGGCGAAUGGAAGAGGAUCAGCAUCACUGGGACGAGCGACGGAGGAUGCCGGACGGGGGGUACCCCCCGGGUCCCCCUGGCCCCCCCGGUCUUUUGGGGGUACGGCCGGGCCUCCCCAUUCCUCAGCCUCAGGGACCUGUGCCCCCCCGUCGCCCGGACUCCUCGGACGACCGCUACGUGAUGACCAAACACGCCGCCAUCUACCCCUCCGAGGACGAGCUCCAGGCCAUCCAGAAGAUCGUGUCCAUCACGGAGCGAGCGCUGAAACUGGUGUCUGACAUCAUCACGGACCAGGACAAAGCCAAGGAGGAGGAUAAGGACAAGAAGGAUGUCCCGAGGGACAGGGCUCUGAAAGGGGUGAUGCGGGUCGGGGUACUUGCCAAGGGCCUACUGCUCCGGGGAGACAAGAACGUCAACUUAGUCCUCCUCUGCUCCGAAAAACCCACCAAGAGCCUCCUGACGCGGAUCGUUGAGCACCUCCCCAAGCAGCUCACGAUAGUCACGCCGGAGAAGUACGAAGUCAAGGGCUCCAUCCAGGAAGCGGCCAUCGUCCUGACGUCCGGCUCCGAGCCCAAGAUGCAGGUCACCAUCACGCUGACGUCGCCGAUCAUCCGCGAGGAGAACGCGCGGGACGGAGAUGUAACCUGGGGUUUGGUGAAAGACCCAGCGGACGUCUUGGACAGGGUAAAAUGCCUUGACGCUCUGGCUGCUCUCCGCCACGCUAAGUGGUUCCAGGCUAGAGCCAAUGGGCUGCAGUCCUGCGUGAUUAUUAUUCGUAUUCUCCGCGACCUGUGUCAGCGUGUGCCCACCUGGUCUGCGUUUCCCAGCUGGGCCAUGGAGCUGCUGGUAGAAAAGGCCAUCAGUAGUGCGUCCGGACCACUGAGCCCUGGAGAUGCACUGCGGAGAGUCUUUGAGUGCAUUUCCUCUGGAAUUCUGCUGCCAGGUGGCCCUGGGCUGGUGGACCCGUGUGAGAAAAACCCCACAGACACGCUGACGGUCAUGAAGGAACAGCAGAGGGAGGACAUCACCUCCAGUGCACAGUUUGCCUUGAGGCUGCUGGCGUUCCGCCAGAUCCACAAAGUGCUGGGCAUGGACCCGCUGCCGCAGAUGAACCCGCGCUUCAACGUGCGCAACACCCGCAAGAGGCGGCGCGACAACAGCGACGGCGACGGCGGCUUCGAGGGCGAGGGGAAGAAGGACAAAAAGGACUACGACAGCUACUAGGGACCACGACUACACUACUAGCCAGAAUCGCGUGCGCCAUGCGCUGGCUUUUUCAUUUUUUUUUUAAGGUUUUUUUUUUUUUUUUGACUACUUUUUAAAAUAAAUUCUUUUGACGUUUUCGUGUAGUAACCUCAGUCUGUCUCUGUCAGUUUCGUCUGCUAACCGUCGAGCAGACUGCCGCUGAAAUGGGCAAUACAGAAAACGCUAAUUGUGCGUGUUGUGUUGUUGUUUUAGCUGCAGGCGGAUCUGACCUUUAGUUCAGAUGGUCGUUCACCCUAGCUGAAGCGGUCCUUACCAUAGAUAUUUAAAUUAGGAAUGUUCAUGACAAAGGCUUCCUAAGCUGCAGUGCCUCCCUCUGGAGCCAUAUUUAAUUUUAAUUUUUUUUAUUUUUUUUUUAAAUAAUGGAGUGUGCUUUCAUUCCUCCUAGCUGUAAAGCCUAAAAUAAAAUUAAAGCCACAUGAGUUAACUGCUACAUUACAGUUGUAGAUAUUGACUAGACAUAAUUCUCAGAUCUUUACGAGCAUUUUAUUUUUUAAUGGGUCAAAUUCAGGUUUGGCUGUCUGUAGCCAAUGCGAAGCACGCAACCUAGGUUUGUGUAGAUGUAUUUUUGUUCUUUCUCAGAGUUGUAAUGUUGAGUAUGGUCUAAUUUAAUUUCACAAAGCAAAUGGUAUAUAGCUAUGGUCUUCUUGAAAGGCUGGACUGGAAAUCUGUUAAAAUGUCAAGCUAGUCUGAUCUCAUGUGUUCGCAGGUCCGUGUGGCAUUGUAUUACAUUUCCAAAAGACUGAUUCCUGAGAAGUUUGUGUUUGUAGUGCAGUUAUUUCUAAGCAUAGCAUUAAUAUACAAAUAAACUUAUAUAUAAUCUUGCAAGAGCAUAAAAGUGUCAACUUAUGAUUAAAAAAAGACUUUUGCAUGACAGUGUUUCUCUUUUGUUGUAUUAUGGCUUUUAAUGUUUUGAAGGUUUUAUUCACUAACAAGAUGUACAUCUUGAUCUUUACCUCAGUUUACUACAGCAUAGUACCUUUAAAGAAAUAUAUAUGAAAACUAUUAAAACAUGUUGGGGAAGGGGAUGCAUUUCAUCAGUGUUGUACUUGCAGUUUUCAGUGUAGAACCAGACCUCUUUGAUGACUGUCUCUCUGUCACAAUACUGCAUAACAUUGGGCAGAAUAAAGACAUUUCCAGAAUUAA